CUGCCCUAAUUCCCCACCAAAUCCCCAUCCAUGGCCCUUGCUUAGCCCUAACGAGACAUCCAACCCUAAAGAGGAAGAGCAUAACUCACACACAACACACCCAUGGAUUUAAGCGUCGUACCUUAUACCGACCUCGCCGAUGCCGCCGGCACCGCCGCCUCCCCCGCCGGUUCCAGACGCUACCGUGAGUGCAUGCGCAACCAUGCCGCCGCCAUGGGUGGCCAAGCCUAUGAUGGCUGCGGCGAGUUCAUGCCCAGCGGCGAUGACGGUAGUCUCGAAGCACUCAAGUGCGCCGCCUGCGGUUGCCAUCGCAACUUCCACCGUCGUGAAGGUGCCGGCGCCGGUCCCGGCGACCUACCUCGUCCUCUCCUUCUCUACAACCCAGCUUGGGACCCAAAGAAACGAUCUCCACCUCCUCAACCUACUCCUGGCUUCCCUCCCUUCUUCCCUUCUCCUCACCCGAUGCCACUCUCUUACCACCAGAUCCGCCCUCCUUCCGCUCCGAUCGGCCCCGAUCCCAGCCGCGACGGGUCUGAAACUCCUCCACGACCCACCACCGCCGAGGAUCGCCGGCGCGAUGAAGCCAGUCGGAAGCGAUUCAGAACCAAGUUCACCAUAGAGCAAAAAGAAAAGAUGCGUGAAUUUGCCGAGCGUCUUGGAUGGCGAAUCCAAAAGCACGAUGACGAAGCUCUGGAGGAGUUCUGUGUGGAAGUCGGAGUGAAGCGUCACGUCCUCAAAGUUUGGAUGCAUAACAAUAAGAACGCUUUGGCUUCACACCAAGCUACAACCAAUAACCACCAUCAUCACCACCACCACCACCAUCACUCCGCCGCCGACUCACCGCGCAAUCCUAGCCCCAACCGUGAGACUUCCACGGCUCCAACUCCCAUCCAAGUCUAAUAAUAGUAACCACUUCUACUAUUACUACUACUACUACUACUAGCACUGCUUCCACUGCUUCUUCAAAUUAACAAUAAUAAUAUGUUAUUAAUGUUAUUAAUAAUUUAG
Dioscorea cayenensis subsp. rotundata (Guinea yam) is the source of this 1008-nucleotide messenger RNA. RefSeq names its product zinc-finger homeodomain protein 2-like. The coding region runs from base 103 to 900 and encodes 265 amino acids. Gene Ontology annotation, cellular component: nucleus. The transcript has a single exon. NCBI's taxonomy places the organism in Eukaryota, Viridiplantae, Streptophyta, Magnoliopsida, Dioscoreales, Dioscoreaceae. The record is from RefSeq and is a predicted model, not a curated record. Gene Ontology annotation, biological process: regulation of developmental process; regulation of DNA-templated transcription. Gene Ontology annotation, molecular function: DNA-binding transcription factor activity; transcription cis-regulatory region binding.